This is a messenger RNA of Macrobrachium nipponense, 384 nucleotides long. Its product is annotated as fucolectin-1-like. NCBI's taxonomy places the organism in Eukaryota, Metazoa, Arthropoda, Malacostraca, Decapoda, Palaemonidae. The transcript has a single exon. The record is from RefSeq and is a predicted model, not a curated record. The coding region runs from base 1 to 384 and encodes 127 amino acids.
AUGCCGUUGCCUUUAUCCCCGAAUCACGCUGAAGACAAGGCCACCGAUGGGUUUUACUGCUAUUCAUAUGACGCCUGCAGCACCAGCAAGUCGAUGACUAACCCCUGGUGGCAAGCUGACCUCCAGAAGGCAUAUGUCGUCUCAGCCCUCAUUGUGAAAGCGAGAGAUGACGGCAGCAGCUUCAGUCAAGUAGAGAUACGAUUUGGAAAUUCGCCCACCAUCAGCCAGAACCCAGUAUUUGGCACACACCCAGGAUCCACACCUCCUGCCGGCACCUUCCUCACUUUUAGGCCUCCAAACCCCAUGGAGGGACGAUACCUCUCUUUCCAAGCACUUGAAUAUGCUGGUAUUUUUAUAUGCGAGUUGCAGAUCAUUGAGGCCUGA